AUGCAUUCUUCUUCAAAUGUUCUUCACAGUGGUGUUUAUGGCAAGACAAUUAAAAGAUGUUCUCUAAAGAUCACUGGGGUUGAUUUCCUUAAAAAGGAGAAUACCUGUCUUCAUCAUACUAACAGGUAUAAGAAUGAUCACCUGAUUGUACGGCGUGGGCAAGAGUUUCAGUUGAAAGUAUCAUGCAGCAGGGAGUUGAAAGAUGAUGACAAAAUCUUUCUGCAACUCAGCCUCGGUGAAAAUCCAGUUCAAUCCAAUGGAACAUUAUUAUGCUUGGACACAAAGUCAGGGCAGAAUGAUCAAGGAUGGCAUGCCAAGAUCUGUCAAACAAAUGGGAAUGAGUGCUUCAUUGCUGUGACCAGUCCAGAGGAUGCAAUUAUUGGAAAAUAUGGUCUGGAUGUGAUAACAGAGUCUAGUGUUUGUGACCCUGGAAAGAAUUUUCUAUAUGUAUUGUUCAAUCCUUGGUGUGAAGCGGAUUCUGUUUUUAUGGCUGGUGAUGCCCAAAAAGCUGAGUAUGUGCUCAAUGCUACUGGAUUUCAGUAUUGUGGACCAACUGAACAUAUAUUCCCAAAGCCUUGGCACUAUGGGCAGUUUGAAGAAGACAUCUUGGAUUGCUGCAUGUACCUCUUGCACAAGAGUGAACUUGGACCAAACGAUCGUCGAGAUCCAAUUAUGAUUGCCAGAGCUAUGUCAGCAUUGGUUAACAUGAAGGAUGACAAGGGAGUGAUCCUUGGAAAAUGGGGAAGCCCAUAUAUAAAUGGUACUCGUCCUGGUAAUUGGAAAGGAAGCGUCCAGAUUUUGCAGCAGUAUUACAGAACGAAAAAAACAGUCUCUUAUGCCCAGUGCUGGGUGUUUUCUGGUGUUCUUACCACAGUCAUGCGCUGUCUAGGGAUUCCAGCAAGAAGCGUAACAACAACGGAUGCAGGUCGUGAUAAAGAGGGAAAUAUAAAUGUAGAUAUAUACUACAAUGAAAAGAAGGAAAGACUACCUGAUGGAGAUUUUGUGUGGAACUUCCAUGUAUGGAAUGAUAUCUGGAUGAAAAGGCCAGACUUAUCAGAAGGGCAUGAUGGCUGGCAAGCAGUUGAUGGCACACCUCUGGAAAAGAGCGAAGGGAUUUUUCGUUGUGGUCCUGCAUCAGUAAAGGCAAUCAAAUAUGGAGAAGUCAGUCUUGACUAUGACACCAUGUUACUGUUUUCUGCAGUGAAUGCAGAUGAGGUCCAUUGGAUCAUAGAGAAAGUUAACGGAGAAGAUAAAUAUGUCAAUUACAAGGUAGAAUCCAAGGAAAUAGGAAAGAAAAUCCUCACCAAAGCUAUUGGCAAAGACACACAUGAAGAUAUCAAAGAUGAAUACAAAUUCCCAGAAGACUCUGAAGAAGAAAGGAAAGCGAUGCAAAUUGCUAUAUCGCAUUUAAAAGAUCGCUAUCGUGCAUCAAAACAAGCCUUAAAGUUCAUCAAGGCAAGCAUUGAGCUUGGGUGUAAAGAAGAGAAAGUAGUCCUGACAGGACAACCCAUUGAUCUGAAUAUUACUAUUAAGAGCAAGUCAGGAGAUGCACGGGUGGUCAACCUUUCAGCUUCUUGUCAUUUGGAGUCAUACACUGGAGAAAUAGAGGCCAGCCUUGGAACUAUCCAGCAGACGAUCCUGACAGAAGGCAAGACAGUCACUGAGAUCCCUCUGAAAAUACCUGCUGAUGCUUACAUGAAGGUGAUGAGUCAAACAGAGGAUGAACUUCUGGUCAAAGUCAAUAUUUUUGCUAAUGUUCAGGAAACCAAUGAGAAACUCAUAAAGCCCCUGACAUUGACUUUUCUAUACCCAGAUCUUACAGUUUUGAUGCCCAGUACAGCAAAGGUAAAUGAAAAAAUUACCUGUGCAUUGAUUUUAAAGAAUAAACUGCCAAUUCCCUUGGAAAACUGCAAACUGCUGGUAGAAGAUCUAGACGUUUUAUUAAAAGCAUUUGACCAUGGGACUGUACUACCACAAGAAACUGUAACAUCCAAAAUAGAGUAUGUGGCAAAGAAAACUGGAGACCAAAUGAUAGUGGCCAAAUGGAACUCCACUCAAGUGAAAGGAAUCACUGCAGUGAGAUUUAUUGAAAUUACUGAAUAG
This is a messenger RNA of Anolis sagrei ordinatus, 2103 nucleotides long. The record is from RefSeq and is a predicted model, not a curated record. NCBI's taxonomy places the organism in Eukaryota, Metazoa, Chordata, Lepidosauria, Squamata, Anolidae.